UGCGCGGUGCCCGAUUCCUAGGUCCGGGACGCGGCGCGAGCUCUCCUUGCAAGCCUUGCAAGCCGGCGCUGCCCAAGCGGAGGAGGCGGCGGCGGGCAGCGGGCGGCUGCCGCAGCGACGGGCGGCUGUCAUCGCUUUGGAAGGAAAGCCGGCCCCGGCUGCCUGCUCGGACGAGGCGGCCGCGCUUGCAUUUCGACCCCGUUGCUUUGCGGCCUUCCUUGCAAACCACCGCCCCCCCCCUCCCCACACCUCCCUUUCCCCUUCUCCGCCGUGCAGAGCAUCCCCUUCUUUGCACGGUCUUUGGAAGGCGAGCAAAAAAAAAUUAAUUAAAAAAAAAAAGGGGGUGGGAGGAAGGGGGAACCCAGGUCUCCUCCUUCUUCCUAGCUGCUUCCUUUGCAUGCCCCCCCCUCACCCCCGUGCACGCUUUUCCCGGGGAGCCACCCCCCUAACCCCACCCAGGCUUUGCACCUCCUUCCUCGGCUUGCAAGCUGCGCCCUGUCUUUCCCCCGUCGCACGCCCACCCGCCUUGCCUUGGGCUCUCCUUGGAAGCUGGCUUCUACAUCUCGGGGUCCCCCUUGUCGCCCCCCACUUUUAGGGUCCCUUAUGCCCGGGUCUGCCUUGGCUCAAGAGGCCGGCUGGGGUCCCUUCUGCCCUUGAGCCUUCCGUUCUUUCCCCGGCCCUAAAAGCUUCGUCACCUGCAUCCCCAGCCAGCAUCCCCUUUGGCUCCUGCAUCCCCCAUCUCUUGGCUUUUGAACUACUCUGGUGGUCCAGCAAAAAGGCCAGGUUGCUUCUAAGGCGCCUUUCAGCAUCUUUGCAGCAUUUUUGAGCAUCUUUUUAGGCAGGGUCGGCUUUCCCUGGCUUGGGCCGGGGUCCUGUUGGAGUUCUUGGUAGGGGUGGUGCCUCUUCCCCCCCCCCACCGCGCCCUCCGCCCCCCUCCCCGAGAUGAGCUUCUUUGGCUUUGGACAGAGCGCCGAACUGGAACUGGUCCUGAGCGAUGCCGAGACCAGGCGCCGGGCCGAACAUAAGACGGAGGAAGGCAAGAAGGAGAAAUAUUUCCUCUUUUACGAUGGCGAAACCGUGUCCGGGAGGGUCAUCUUAACCCUCAAGCACCCCAACAAACGGCUGGAACACCAGGGCAUCAAGGUGGAAUUCAUUGGGCAGAUUGAAUUAUACUACGACCGAGGGAACCAUCAUGAAUUUGUGUCUCUGGUAAAAGAUUUGGCCCGUCCUGGUGAAUUCACCCAGUCACAAACUUUUGACUUUGAAUUCACCCAUGUGGAGAAACCAUACGAAUCCUACACUGGACAGAACGUGAAGCUCAGGUACUUCCUCCGAGCCACUGUGAGCCGCAGAUUGAAUGACGUGGUGAAAGAGAUGGACAUUGUGGUACACACCCUUAGCACGUAUCCGGAGCUCAACUCCUCCAUUAAGAUGGAGGUGGGGAUUGAAGAUUGCCUACACAUUGAGUUUGAGUACAAUAAAUCCAAGUACCACUUAAAAGACGUGAUCGUAGGGAAAAUCUACUUCCUUCUCGUCCGGAUCAAGAUCAAACACAUGGAGAUCGACAUCAUCAAGAGGGAAACCACGGGCACGGGGCCCAACGUCUACCAUGAAAAUGACACCAUUGCCAAAUACGAGAUCAUGGACGGAGCCCCUGUGAGAGGAGAGUCCAUCCCGAUUCGGCUCUUCCUAGCUGGCUAUGAACUGACUCCCACCAUGAGGGACAUCAACAAGAAAUUCUCGGUGCGCUAUUACCUCAAUCUGGUGCUAAUUGAUGAGGAGGAGCGGCGUUAUUUUAAACAGCAGGAGGUGGUGUUGUGGCGCAAAGGGGACAUCGUGAGGAAAAGCAUGUCCCACCAGGCGGCCAUCGCUGCCCAGCGCUUCGAAGGCACCUCGUCCCAGACGGAGAGCAGGACCCCCAGCCAGGCUUCAGAGAACAACGGGCGGCAGUGAGGGGCCCCUCGGAGGAACCGUGGAAACGGGGGGGGAAGGAGCCUCGAGAAGGGUUCUUCCGCCAGAAACUUGCAAACGCAAAAUUAUCUGUCAGGUUGUCUGUCUGUGUGUAUGUGUGUGUUUCGUCUUUUAUCUUGAGGACUAGCAGUUUUAACAGGACCGGGGAAAGGGGUCGGCGCACAAAAAAACGGGAAUCCAGCUGUUUCUCUCUACGUUCAGUAUUGGUUGGAUAAGCUAAAGGGGCCAGGACGGAUGGGAGUUUUGGGUGUUGGAAGAGGACUGUGGAAAAAAUAUUUUGUUUCCAAGUGAGCCCCAUUUUUCCUCUCUGUUCGAACAUGGCUGCUGCCUGAGAGGUUCGACCUCAUGUUUAACAAUCCACUGUGAAUAUACCCUGGGUCAAAACGUUCCCCCAGACUUUGGAUGGCUGAGAUGCGCAGGCAAUCCCAGGGUGUGUUUCUGUGUGUACAAAGCGGCAACCGUUCUUAACGUUUAUCACGCAAAUGAAGCCGCUUCCUUAAUUCUUGGCCUGGGCACCAUUGGGCACAUCACGUUGUGCGCGCGACGUCAUGGCGGCUUGUACCGGAUGCCGAGAAAUUUCUUCGUAUUUUGAUUUCUGGAAGAAGGGUCGACACACUUUGCUCCUAGGGGUUUUCAUCGCUAGAAGUUUUUAAUCCCUUGAAAAGAAGGACUUGAACCUUUUAGAGAGGAUUGGCUGUAUGUUUCUGCAUGAGUCUCUGUUCUAAACGGGAAAGAUAACUUGAGGAUUGAGCAUCGUGAUGGACAAACUACAACAUCUGGCAAGAAAGAGAUGGAAACGCCUGUAUCAUUCAGGGAGACGGCGGGAAACCUCCUUGGAGCCAGUUAUUCUGGUCGUUGGUUCUGACACGCGCUCGGCAAGCGUCUGUCUUAAUGUUUUAAGGUUUGUGAGCAUGAAGAUCGUUCUUCCUAGCAGCUUCUUCCAGGCUGAUUUUUGCGGAGAGAGAGAGAAGGAGCAAAGCAGGAGCCCCAAACAGUUUUUGCUUAAAUGGUGAUGACUUAAAAACACGCUGUCCUGGCGUCUUGUCAAAAGUUACCCUUUUAAGCCAAAGCUGGGGGGAAACGAUGACUCCUUUGUGACUUGCGGACUUCAACUCCCAGAAUUCCUGAGCCAGCGUGGGAUUCUGGGAGUUGGAAGCCCACAAGUCACAAAAGGCCCACCCUUCCCCCAACCCCCUUUAUUUUUUUUUUUUAGCCCAGUCAAAUUUACUUCCUUUCUCCGGAUUCCCAAGAAUUCUGUUGCUUCUCACUCUUGGGAUUCGUAAAGUGUGCGGUGAGAAAAACGGAAGGAACCGUUCCGGAUUUGUUUCCUGCUGGGCCGGCGUGUGUCUCUGUUGGGACCGUACAGCUGUUCUUGUGCAGAAAAUCUUUUAGCCAAAAAGAGCAGAUCACGGACACAAAUGUCUUCUGUGAACGAUGAACCACCAGCCGCCUAACUUAGCCAUGUUGCCAUGUUGGUGACCGCUCUCCUCCUGCUUCCUACUUUUACUUUGCUUUCCGAGCUUCAUUCAAGCUGGAAAGAUGGACUUUCAGUGGCCUGCAGAAGAGAUCUUCCACCUUUCCAUGCAGGGAAAGCAACAUUUUCAACUUCAGCUGAAGAUAACUAGAGUUGGAAGGGACCUUAGAGGUCAUCAAAUCCAACCCCUUACUCACGCAGAAGACCUAUACCAGGGAUUCGAACCGCCAAACUGCCGGCCUUUCUGAUCGGCAAACUCAGUGUCUUAGCCACUGAGCCACCCUAGUCAGGUUACGGAAUGAGCUGAGUGCGUCUUAAUAUAGUGCAAGCUGAAUUUUCUUGGGGUUUUUUUUUCUCCCCACUUCCCUUCAAAAGGAAUUAAUAAUAACAGAAGAGAAGAACAAGACUUGGAAAGGAACUUUGGAGGUCUUCUAGGCCAACCCACUGCUCAAGCAGGAAACCCUAUGCCAUUUCAGACAAAUUAAGGACAAUUUGUGGCCAGUCUUACCCGAUUCUUAUUUCCUGGCUGCAUUGUGUGAUAGAUAAGGAAGCACUUUUUGGCCUGCAGGUGGAUUGAGACCAUGGGUUAUUGUUUGCAACCGUUCUCAAGAGUGUGUGAAAUCAAUCCAUGUUCACUCAUUUAGCAGCAUGGUCAGUACUGUCUUGGUCCAUUUUUUGGACUUCAGCACUUUUAGGAUUCCCCUCGUAUUUUAUUUUUAUUUUACAUUAUGCGUGCUGUUAAAUUAGGGUGAAUUGUCCGGGGGGGGGGGACUUCGUAAGGCUUCCGUUCCUGAUGUUUGCAUCACCAGAGUUCAACUGCAAAAGUGCAGUUUUCCCCACCAAUUUGGGGAAAGAAAACAAAUGAAAUAUAUAUAUAUAAAGGCUGCUGAUAAACUGACUUGGCAUCUCAGUUGCCUUUUGUUUUUAAAACAAUGGUGUCUAAAUUAGUUGCCUGAUUCUGCCAUACGGGAUGAGAAUUAGAAUUGUGAACUUCCUCCUCUAGAAAACGGACAUUACUCGCUAUACUAUUUAUAAACUACUUGUAGUAUACGAUCUGAAUAUAAAUCGAAUAAAUAACUGUAAGGUAAACAGCGAAUGGUUUUAAGAAUUCUGGACCGAUCUUAUUCCUGAUCACCCUUCACAGAAGUGUCUGCGAAAAUAUGGAAAGAUGCCAAUGAGUCUCACUUUUUUGUUUUGCAAUAAAGGCAAGAUUUCUAGUC
This is a messenger RNA of Ahaetulla prasina, 4665 nucleotides long. It is a transcript of the gene VPS26B, whose product is annotated as VPS26 retromer complex component B. Bases 943 to 1953 code for a protein of 336 amino acids. Lineage: Eukaryota; Metazoa; Chordata; Lepidosauria; Squamata; Colubridae. Gene Ontology annotation, biological process: intracellular protein transport; retrograde transport, endosome to Golgi. Gene Ontology annotation, cellular component: endosome; retromer complex. The record is from RefSeq and is a predicted model, not a curated record. The transcript has 6 exons.